CUGGAGCAGCUCAAACUGAGGCAGGUCUUUGGUGUGGAUAGAACUCUAGUAAGUCCACACACACAGUCACACAAAAAAAAUCUAUAGAAUAAUCAGGAGAGAGACAUCCUCGAAAAUGAGCGUUGAUCACCUCACCCAGCUCAAUACGGAUUCCCGCUUGAACGAUUCCCAUAAGUCCAGUAAAAAUGAAGAGAAACACAAACCUAAAGAGCACAAACACAAGGAGCACAAGUCAAAAGAUCGAGACAAGGAUCGUGAGAAAUCCAAGCACAGCUCCUCCAGUUCCAAGAAUCAUAGCAACAGUGAGCACAAAGAUUCUUCGGAGAAGAAACACAAAGAUAAGGAAAGGGAAAAAGACAAAGUAAAACAUAGAGAUGGGAGCUCUGACAAACACAAACAUAAGGACAAGGAGAAAAGGAAGGAGGAGAAGGAUAAGAUCCAUUCUUCAAGUAGUGGUUCUGGAGAUAGAAUAAAGAAGGAGAAUGGUUUCACAAGCCCUCCUCGUAUAAAGCAAGAGCCAGACGAUGAUUAUAUCCCAUCCAUUAAAGUGGAAAACAAGCCAAUGAAGAGGCCCCGUGAAGAUGAUGAUGUUGAUUUCAAACCGAAGAAGAUCAAAUCAGAAGAUGAAAAGAAAGCCAAAAAAAGAAAAUCUGAAAUGGAUAUAAAGAACAAAAAAUCCAAAGUUAAAGUGGAAAGUUCUGGGCCGGGAAAAAAGAAGAAGAAAGAGGAGGAGGACAAAUGGAAAUGGUGGGAGGAAGAACGUUAUACCGAUGGUGUGAAAUGGAAAUUCCUGGAACAUAAAGGACCUGUAUUUGCUCCACCCUAUGAGCCACUCCCAGAUAAUGUUCAUUUCUAUUAUGAUGGGAAACCUAUGAAGCUGAGCCCUCAGUCUGAAGAGGUUGCCACAUUCUUUGGUAAAAUGCUUGAUCAUGAGUAUACUACGAAAGACAUCUUUAGGAAGAAUUUCUUCAAAGACUGGCGGAAGGAAAUGAAACCUGAAGAAAAGGCAAUCAUAACGGAUCUCAACAAGUGCAACUUUGAAGAAAUAAACCAAUAUUUCAAGGCCCAGUCUGAGGCUCGAAAGCAGAUGUCCAAAGAAGAGAAACAGAAACUAAAAGAAGAAAAUGAAAAGCUUCUACAAGAGUACGGGUUUUGUAUAAUGGACAACCACAAAGAGCGGAUUGCGAACUUCAGGAUUGAGCCACCAGGACUCUUCCGUGGCCGUGGUAACCACCCAAAGAUGGGCAUGCUGAAAAGAAGGAUAAGGCCGCAGGACAUAAUCAUCAACUGUAGUAAGGACUCCAAGAUUCCAUCACCCCCUGCAGGCCAGAAGUGGAAGGAGGUACGACAUGACAACAAAGUGACUUGGCUAGUGUCAUGGACUGAGAACAUCCAGGGCUCCAUCAAAUACAUCAUGUUGAACCCCAGCUCCAGAAUUAAGGGUGAGAAGGAUUGGCAAAAAUAUGAAACUGCUCGGACGUUAAAGAAGUUAGUGGACAAGAUACGUGCGCAGUACAGGGAGGACUGGAAGUCAAAAGAGAUGAAGGUCCGGCAGCGUGCUGUUGCACUUUAUUUUAUUGACAAGCUAGCUCUGAGAGCUGGGAAUGAGAAAGAAGAAGGUGAGACUGCAGACACCGUGGGUUGCUGCUCGCUUCGAGUAGAGCACAUAAACCUGCACGUUGAGCUUGAUGGUCAGGAAUAUGUAGUUGAAUUUGACUUCUUGGGUAAAGACUCCAUUCGAUAUUACAACAAAGUGCCAGUGGAGAAAAGGGUGUUCAAGAAUCUUCAGUUAUUUAUGGAGAAUAAGCAACCUGAAGAUGACCUUUUUGACCGACUCAAUACUUCAAUCCUCAACAAACAUCUCCAGGAACUAAUGGACGGACUUACAGCUAAAGUAUUCCGUACCUACAAUGCUUCUAUCACCCUGCAGCAGCAACUGAAGGAACUGACCAACCCGGAUGAAAAUGUUGCAGCGAAAAUACUUUCUUAUAAUCGUGCCAACAGAGCAGUUGCUAUUCUUUGUAACCAUCAGCGGGCACCUCCAAAAACAUUUGAAAAGUCCAUGCAAAACCUGCAGACCAAAAUCGAUGCAAAGAAAGAACAAAUUGGACUAGCCAGGAGAGAGCUGAAGGGUGCCAAAGCUGACUAUAAAGUUAGAAAAGAUGAAAAAUGUAGAAAAUCUGUGGAAAGUAAGAAGAAGGCUCUCCAGCGGCUUGAAGAUCAGUUAAUGAAAUUGGAAGUUCAGGCUACUGACCGAGAAGAAAAUAAGCAGAUAGCUCUUGGGACUUCCAAACUCAAUUACCUGGAUCCUAGGAUCAGCAUUGCCUGGUGUAAGAAAUGGGGCAUCCCAAUCGAGAAGAUCUACAAUAAAACCCAACGUGAGAAGUUUGCCUGGGCCAUUGAUAUGGCCGAUGAAGACUUUGAAUUUUAACUAUUGGUGUGGCUGAAGCUGAGUGAGACCCGGCCUAAGCCACUUUGAGCUGGAGAAGAUACAUUUUUAUCUAAUGAGGAAAAAGGAAAAACUGUGGUUCCAUAGCUACUGUUUUAAGAGGAAGAAAAGCAAAACAAAUAUAUAUAUAUAUUCGCACUGAUUAGAUUGGUGCAUUUAUACUGUUAGAACCUUGCAAUAACUUUUUUUAAAUUGAGAGCUGCAGUCCUGUUUUAAAAAUAAAAUCAGAGUACACCUGCUUCAAAACUGGUCACUGCUGAACCAUGGGGAAGAAUCGGGUGACUGUUCAGCCUGAACUAGAGACUGCUCACUAUCUUGUGUUUCUCUGGGGUUUUUUGUUUUUAUCUUUUAACAUUUGUCACUGACCUCUGGUCUCAACCAACAAACUGGAAUGUGAAUCCAGGUCGAACAAAUGGUUUGGUUUGAUUUUAACUGAGAAAUGAUUGUAUACGUGGGUUUAACAUGAGAAAGGUUUUUAAUUUUAACAAAGGAUUCUUUACAUAAAAGAUGUAUUUCAUUUGAAAGGAGCAGUGGCAGAGCUGGCAUCAAAUGUUUAUGGUUUGGGAUGAAAUGAAUUAAAUUCCAGAAUUUGGUUGAUUCAACUAAUUGAAGUUGAAGAGCUCUCCACUGGCAACUACCCUUCUGCCCCUGUUUAAGGGAUAUAUCUGGCUUCCUUAUGAGGGCAUAGACAAUGUUGUGAGCGGAAGACAGUUGAGAACUGAGGGCUAUGGGAAGCAUUGCAUUCAUGGCUUGAGCUGGUGAAUGUUGCCUUGGCUUGAUCUGGAGGCAAAACCAAGAACUGCGUAGAUUUGCAGACCAGUCAGACGAAGUACCCAGUUUGUCCUCCACAGUUGCAUUGAGCAACACACACUGUAUAAAAUGGUGGGUGGCCCCUUUCUGCACCUAACUUGCUCUGCCACUGGGAAUGUGUAUUGCAUUCUCUCCCUCACUACUGUAAAUUAAUUAUGAAUUUUUUUAAAAAUUGCUUGUGAUCCCUUUAAAUGUCUUUGCUGAAAUUUGUUUUUAAAAUUCACUUUUAAUUGUUUGUUUUGAAUGGGUCCUGCUUGCAGGUAAUAAAAUGUUAUCAGAUGGGGAUUAAGAAAUUGAGCCUGCAAGAACUCCCACUGGAAUAAAUUUUGGAUCACUAGCUAGAAGAUCGACUGAAACGCAAAGAUUUUUUUUAUAUAUUUUAAACUUUGUAG
Molecule: messenger RNA, 3651 nt
Organism: Hemiscyllium ocellatum (epaulette shark)
Lineage: Eukaryota; Metazoa; Chordata; Chondrichthyes; Orectolobiformes; Hemiscylliidae
Product: DNA topoisomerase 1-like
Exons: 21
Coding region: 116-2431 (771 amino acids)
Biological process (GO): DNA replication; DNA topological change; chromosome segregation
Cellular component (GO): chromosome; nucleolus
Molecular function (GO): DNA binding; DNA topoisomerase type I (single strand cut, ATP-independent) activity
Source: RefSeq, a predicted model, not a curated record